GCAUCCAGAAGCCAAGACAGGUCGUUUAAUUGGAACUUUGGCUGUAUUUUAGGGUUAAAUAAGGUCAAACAGGUAGAGAAACUUCUGGGUCAUUCUCCUUGGCGGCACGACCAGACAGACAGUAGGCGUCAUCGUGUUUUUUUGGAUGUUGUGACGGCGCAAACCGGUGAACAGCCAAUGAGUCAGCAGCUGAACAGAGUUAAAUUUGCCUAACAACCUAUAUAUAACGAUAACUGUUCGAGGGGAAAGCAUCUGCCCAGAGAUCACCAAGUGUUUACGAAGUGUUUGGUCAAAUAGCUAACAAUGGCAGUUCCAGCAACUGUCCCGAUUCAACUGAGCUCACCAUCUCCUCGUCUACUGGAUCACAAAAUUCACGAAAGAGAGUUGGGAAGAAUGACAAAAAACAUUGAUGUUGAUACCCUGCCCUUACAUUCACCAUGGACAUUUUGGCUUGACAGAUCUUUACCUGGAACAACAGCUGCUGAAUGCGAAUCCAACUUGAAGAAAAUCUACACGGUUGACACUGUUCAGGAUUUUUGGAGAGUUUACAACAACAUCCCCAGUGUCCCAAGCUUGCCUUUACGCUGUAGCUAUCAUCUGAUGAGAGGGGAAAGAAAACCACUAUGGGAAGAAGAAAGUAAUGCUAAAGGUGGUGUGUGGAAAAUGAAAGUACCAAAGGAAUACACGGCUGUGGUGUGGAAGGAGCUUUUACUGGCCACCAUUGGCGAACAGUUCAGUGAUUAUUGUGCUAAAGACGAUGAGGUGGUUGGAGUUAGUGUCAGUGUCAGGGACAGAGAAGACGUUGUUCAGGUCUGGAACGGAAAUGCCACCUAUGUGAACGAGUCUACCGUUCUAGGAAAGAUCUACCAGCUUCUCCCACAAAUCUCAUUUAAAGCAGUCUUUUACAAACCCCAUAUGGAACACCAUGCCUUUGAAGGAGGUCGAUCAAGACAUUAGCAGGUUUUUUGUCACACUUGGUGGUAGUUUAUUUGACUUUGGCCCCAGUAACCAUAACACAUUUGUAGAUGUGUUUUUAAGUAUUGUUCAAAAUUGUAUUAUAGACUAGCAUUGUAAUAGUUUUUUCUGUUUCCUGUCAGGUUGUUUAUUCUAAACAUCUUUAUUUUAGGUAAAAACACUGACAGUUUUUCUGUAUUUGUAAUCUUUGCAUACUCCAGCCAAAGCAACAGAUAUGUACAUCAGCUCUGUAAUAUAGCUACUUGUACAGUUUCUUGAGACAAAUCUAGCACUUUUUAUUUUUCAUUUUUAUCGAGUUCAAAUAAGAUAACUUUUUCAAACACACUGAAAAGUACCCUGUGAGGUCAGAUGUUUUCAGGCUUUCUAUGUUACUGUCUAAUAUUUGUAUCUACUGUAUUGAUCAUGGUGAAAAAGCCAUUGCACAUUAGAAUUAAGAGUUUUAUUAUGCACCUACAAAAUAACCCCUUUAGGUAAGAUUUUUAUUUUAUUUUUUUCGUAAAUGAUGCACUUUCUUUUUAACUACCUUGUUUUUAUUGAUGGGAGAUUAUACUUUUGCCUUUUUUGAGUAGAGAGAUUAUUUACAUUUAUUAGCUAUCUGAAUUUAAAAAACGCUAAGAUUCCCUUGCAAAAUUCUAUAGUCAUACAAAAACUGUAAUUGUCAUGUCAUUUCAUUUUAUCAUUUCAUUUCACUACUUCAGGAUUUUUAAUUGGUUGUAUACAAUCUGUUUAUGAGGACAACAAUCACUAGUAUUUGUGUUGUAAGAAUACUAACUGCUGAUGUAUGUCUGUACUUUCUGAAAGCGAAAAGAAGUCUUAAUGUUUUUGAAAUAAUUUGACUAGAAAAAGUUGCAUUGCUUUGGUAUUUGACCUUCAUUGUUGUGUAAUGUUUAAAGGCACAUACUGUACUGUUGUACAGGUAGAAAUCAUUGUGUACUCUACUGAACCUUUGCACAUGUACAGUUGCCUGCUCAUCAAGAUCUCGGACCUUGGAAGCUGACUUUGAAUUGUGCCUUGUGUUUUGCAGUCUUUUAGAAUGUAAAUUUGUCAAACUCGUCUUAUGUAACUCUUCCUUUUUAUGUUUUACACGUUUCUAUAAUAAAGAACUGUUAUGUUCACAAAGUAA
This is a messenger RNA of Boleophthalmus pectinirostris (great blue-spotted mudskipper), 2098 nucleotides long. RefSeq names its product eukaryotic translation initiation factor 4E type 3-like. NCBI's taxonomy places the organism in Eukaryota, Metazoa, Chordata, Actinopteri, Gobiiformes, Gobiidae. The record is from RefSeq and is a predicted model, not a curated record. Gene Ontology annotation, cellular component: eukaryotic translation initiation factor 4F complex. The coding region runs from base 304 to 957 and encodes 217 amino acids. Gene Ontology annotation, biological process: translational initiation. Gene Ontology annotation, molecular function: translation initiation factor activity; RNA 7-methylguanosine cap binding. The transcript has 7 exons.